Messenger RNA from Amyelois transitella, 1125 nucleotides. RefSeq names its product opsin-2. Gene Ontology annotation, biological process: visual perception; G protein-coupled receptor signaling pathway. The coding region runs from base 1 to 1125 and encodes 374 amino acids. Gene Ontology annotation, cellular component: membrane. NCBI's taxonomy places the organism in Eukaryota, Metazoa, Arthropoda, Insecta, Lepidoptera, Pyralidae. The transcript is spliced from 8 exons. The record is from RefSeq and is a predicted model, not a curated record. Gene Ontology annotation, molecular function: G protein-coupled receptor activity.
AUGGAGAAUAAAACAAUCCAGUAUUACGAUGGCCCCUAUUCUGCACAUCUCAGAUCCGGUGAAGUGGAAAUGUUAGGUGCUGGGCUGACUGGGGAGGACCUGGCUUCAGUCCCCGAACACUGGCUAUCGUUCCCCGCGCCGCCGGCUAGCGCCCACACUGCGCUUGCGCUGCUUUACAUAUUUUUCACUGCCGCCGCUUUACUUGGAAAUGGCCUUGUCAUUUUUAUAUUUUCCACAACCAAAAGCCUUCGAACUUCUAGUAAUCUACUCAUCCUCCAGCUAGCAAUACUAGAUUUUAUUAUGAUGGCCAAAGCCCCGAUAUUUAUUUACAACAGUGCCAUGAGAGGGUUCGCUACGGGUGCUCUCGGUUGCCAAAUAUUUGCUCUAAUGGGAGCUUACAGCGGUAUCGGAGCGGGCAUGACAAAUGCCUGCAUAGCUUACGAUAGACACUCCACAAUCACGCGGCCGCUAGAUGGCCGGCUGUCUAGGGGAAAAGCUCUUUUGAUGAUUGCAAUUAUCUGGAUAUAUGCAACACCUUGGGCACUAUUGCCACUGUUCAAAAUUUGGGGGCGAUAUGUACCGGAGGGCUACCUUACUUCGUGCACUUUUGAUUAUUUGACGAACACUUUCGAUACGAAAUUGUUUGUGGCGUGCAUUUUCGCGUGCAGCUACGUUUUACCGAUGUCUUUGAUCAUUUACUUCUACAGUGGCAUUGUAAAGCAAGUCUUCGCACACGAAGCAGCGCUGAGAGAACAGGCUAAGAAAAUGAACGUGGAGUCGCUGCGAGCUAAUCAAACUGCUGGCGCUCAGUCGGCUGAGAUCCGGAUAGCCAAGGCAGCACUCACCGUUUGUUUUCUGUUUGUGGCCUCUUGGACACCUUAUGGUGUUAUGGCUCUCAUAGGAGCAUUCGGCAACCAGCAACUUUUGACACCUGGGGUCACAAUGAUUCCAGCUGUAGCAUGUAAGGCUGUCGCAUGUAUCGAUCCCUGGGUGUACGCAAUCAGUCAUCCAAAGUACAGACAAGAGUUACAGCGUCGCAUGCCUUGGCUUCAAAUCGAUGAACCGGACGACACCGCAUCGACGACAACUACAGUCAGUGCGCCGCCUCCUGUUCCUUCUGCUUAA